UAUCAUUAUAUAUCAUAUUAAAUGAUUUGAUAUGCAUUAAUAUAAUCACUGAAAUUGAUAUAGCAUUAUACCAUAUUCUAGUGAUAUGAUACAAAAUUAUAUAUCAUGCUAUACUAUAAUGAUUAAUAUACAUAUCAUUAUAUUAAAUAUUCCACUACAUUUGUAUUUGUUGCGCGCACGAAUAAUUAAGAAAUGUUAUUUAAUUUUAUUUGACAAUUAAAUAUAUAAGUAUAAUUAACAACGAUAAAUUAAAUUAUUCUAAAGAAAAUAAAUCAAUAAUUCGUACAGAAACAUAUAACGUAUGUUAUAUCGUCUUUUUAUAAUUGUUUCUUAUUUCAUAUAUAUCAAUAAAUAUUUUUUUUAUUCAAUAUAGCAAAUCAAAUAUAAUAAUUAUUUUUUAAGUAGUAAAAUUAAUAACAGAAAUUUAAAACUACAUAAUAAUGUAUAUAUAAACAAUAAAAGCAUAUAUUUAAUUUAGAAGAAAUAGUCGAAUUACAAUUUUUUUCAAAUGUACAAUAAGAUGUUUCAAAUAAAAAAUAAACAGAUAUAUUUAAUGAAAUUAUAUCGCUUUGAUAUUUUCAUACUUACAUACAUAAUUUAAUUUUUUUUAUCAUUAAUUUUUUUUAUUUUUACUCAUAUUUUAUGUUAAAAAGAUGUUUCAAUUGUUCUUUUAUUAAUUAGAAAAAUUAUUAAAUUAAUUACAACCUUUCAAAUUUUUUUUAUUAUUUAAUUUUAUUAUUUAUUAAAAUAUUAAAAUAUUUAUUUUUUUUAAUUAAAAUAAAGAAUAAAUAUUUUAUAAUAUCUUAUAUGAUACAAUAAAGAUAUGUUAAAUAUAAAAUUAUAUAGAUAGUAAUUCAACGACUUGUAUUUUUGAUUGAGAUGGUAAAGGAUCGGUUAAAUUCGGUUUUAACCGAACUUACCCGAAAGUUAUAUUUCGCUAGUUACUGGCUACCUUCACCAUGGGUGUUUUCACCUCUUUGUUGGUUUCUGAUGAAAAGUUUGUUCGUUUAUCGCGUUUGUUCUUGAAAUAAAUAAUCUUAGACGUGUCUAAAAUAUUAUACGGAGUGUGUUCAUUUCGUAAUUAUAUUUUUUGAUGACAGAUUGGGUCUGUGUUUUAUUUUUCGCUGUUUUCAGUAUCGCACAUGUGAAAAUUAGGAUUUUGACGGAUCUGAUUUAAUGCAAUGGCGACGUUACUUUCCAUUAUAUUGUCUACGUUUCUUUUUACCGUUGAUUAUUAUUGUGCUUCUAAAAAUUCUUGCAAUUAUGCAAUAUCAGUGCUAAAAAAUCAACAAUAGAAAAGGAAUGAUCUUCUUCUGGUGUAAGACAAUUUAUAUUGUUCCUGGAUAUUAUGAACCGGUGGAUCUAAUUUAAAUCGAGCGGGCUCUCUUAUAAAAAAUAUAUAUUUUUUUAAUUUUAUCGUAAAUUUUUAUGAUGUUUUUUUGAAGAAAUAUUAUUUAUUUAAUAGAAAAAAAAAUCUAUAAUGAAUUCAUAAAAAAGUAUUAAUUUUAAAUUGAAAUUGGAUUUUAUUUAUUAUAUAUUUUUUUAAUUUUAUAUUUUAAAAAUUUGUUAAAGAUAUUUUUAUAUUUAUUUCUUAUUUAAAAAAUGAUUAUAUAUUUGCAUUUAUAUAUUUGAAUACGUUUAUUAAAAAUGAUUUAAAUAUAAUCAAAUAUUUAAAUAAAUCUUUAUAUUUUACAUCUCUGAAUUAAUUUUUUUAUUGUUUUUAAAAAAAAUUUUAUUUUUUUAUAUUGUAAUAAAAAAUAUAGAUUAAAUUCUAAAAUUAUAAAAAAUUUAUUUUUCAUAAUUUUCUCAUUUAAAUAAUUUUAAUAUUUAUAUUAAAUUUAUAUAAUUAUAUAUAAAUUUCUUAUUAAAUUUAUUGUUUUUUAAUUAUGAUUUUUUUAAAGUUUAAAUAAUUAUUAUAACAAAAUUUUAAUGGUAAAAUGACCAAUAGAAAUAUAUUAUUAGUAUUAAUAAAACAAUAUUAAUACAAUAUCAUUGUUUUAAUAGCAUUAAUAGUACAAAUAUCUAUGCAAUUGGUGUUUUGCAACCUAACCUGAAUUGUAAAGGGUCAUAUUAUGACGUCAAGUUUAGAUCAACACGACAUGACGAAAAUGCAUAUUCUUACUAGUAAAACAUAUAUCUCUUUUUUGCAUUAUAAUAAUAUAGUUGUUUUUUAUAGUGAUGUGAUAAAAUGUUAUCAUUAAAAUAAACUAAAUACCAAUUUUUAGUUGAGUGCAAGGUCUUAAGUCUGAUGAGAUGUGUUUAUAAGACUUAAUUUUUUUAAUGAGUGUCAGAUGUUUGAAAUUGAACUAGAAGUGGGGAUUGGAAGGAGUGCAAGUGGUCGAAGGAACGAUCGGCGUCGGGCGGAGUCGACGGCCGUCACAGUCGAUAUCCAUGCAAAAGGAUCAAACAUAAAAUAUUGGAAGAACAUUUGCAAAAAGAAUUUUUAUAUUUCAUGACUCAGUGACAGUGAAUUUGAAUAUUGGACAAAUUUAAAACUACAUACAAAAAAUGGGUAAUUGUUUCAGCAGUCCAACAGAUACAGAGAAAGAAAAGCCUGAUAGAAUAGGCAAUCCAAAUAUAGAGGCAGUUGCAUCUCAAGCUAGUCCAGUGCCAACACCACCUCCAGAUCCUAUCAGGCCUAUGCCACAAAUUCCAGAUGCGGAUGUGCCAACUGCAAAAAUUUUUGUUGCACUUUAUGAUUAUGAUGCACGUACAGAUGAAGAUUUAAGCUUCAGAAAAGGUGAACAUUUAGAAAUUUUAAAUGAUACUCAAGGAGAUUGGUGGUUAGCUAGAAGUAAAAGAACUCGACAAGAAGGAUAUAUUCCCAGCAAUUAUGUUGCAAAGUUAAAGUCUAUAGAAGCAGAACCAUGGUAUUUUAGAAAAAUUAAACGAAUUGAAGCGGAAAAGAAAUUAUUACUUCCUGAAAAUGAUCAUGGUGCAUUUUUAAUCAGAGAUUCUGAAAGCCGACAUAAUGAUUAUUCUCUUUCAGUACGUGAUGGUGAUACAGUUAAACAUUACCGCAUUAGACAAUUAGAUGAAGGUGGUUUCUUUAUAGCUAGAAGAACUACAUUUAGGAAUCUUCAAGAUCUUGUUGAACAUUACAGUAAAGAUGCUGAUGGAUUAUGUGUAAAUCUCUGCAAGCCCUGUGUACAGGUUGAGAAACCUGUAACUGAGGGUCUUAGUCAUCGCACACGAGAUCAAUGGGAGAUUGACCGUUCUUCUCUCAAAUUUGUAAGAAAAUUAGGCCAAGGUCAAUUUGGAGAAGUGUGGGAAGGAUCAUGGAAUAAUACAACUGCAGUUGCAAUAAAAACACUCAAACCAGGAACUAUGGAUCCUAAAGAUUUCUUGGCAGAAGCACAAAUCAUGAAGAAACUUCGUCAUGCAAAAUUAAUUCAAUUAUAUGCUGUAUGCACUUUAGAAGAACCCAUUUAUAUUAUCACAGAAUUGAUGAGGAAUGGUAGCUUGUUAGAAUAUUUGCAAGGAAAAGGAAAAACAUUAAAUCUGCAACGAUUAAUUGAUAUGGCUGCACAAAUUGCAGCAGGUAUGGCUUAUCUCGAAUCACAAAAUUAUAUUCAUAGGGAUUUAGCUGCUCGUAAUGUGUUGGUAGCAGAAUUAAAUGUCGUGAAGAUAGCAGAUUUUGGUUUAGCUAGACUAAUUAAAGAAGAUGAAUAUGAAGCCCGAAUAGGUGCACGCUUUCCAAUUAAAUGGACUGCACCUGAAGCUGCAAAUUAUAGUAAAUUCAGUAUUAAAUCUGAUGUAUGGUCAUUUGGUAUUCUUCUUACUGAAUUGGUUACUUAUGGAAGAAUACCAUAUCCUGGUAUGACAAAUGCAGAAGUUCUUCAUCAAGUAGAACAUGGCUAUAGAAUGCCAUGUCCACCUGGUUGUCCAACUGCAUUGUAUGAUAUUAUGUUAGAAUGUUGGAAUAAAGAUCCAAUGAAGAGGCCAACUUUUGAAACAUUGCAAUGGAAAUUGGAAGAUUUCUUCACUAUGGAAGGUUCUGAGUAUAAGGAAGCAUCUGCAUAUUAAAGUACUAAAACAUUUUAUAAUUUCUUGGUUAUUUCGUUAAUACUUAUUGACAAGAUAUAAUAGAUAUUUUUGAAUGAGCAACGAGAUAGAUGCAAAUUAUUAUAUAACAAUUAUAUUCAGAACGCGAAUGUUUGUGAUAUUUAAGAGUAUACUUUAUACUAAAAGACAGUCUUCUUUCUAUAAAAUAUGAAUGAUAUCAUUCAUUUUUUCAGCAAUACAAUUAUUGCUUUUGUUAUAUAUUCUGGCUGCCAUAAAAUUGUAGAACAAUUUUGUCAAUUCAUAAUGAUUAUAUAUAAACAAACAUUGAAAUGUUAAUUAAUCGUUUUUAAGAGAGCGUAAUUUACAUUUCAUUUUAAAAAAAUGACAUUUUUGACAUAUAAAUGUCAAUUAUUAUUCAACACUUUUUGAACAAUAUCUAUGGGAGUUAACAUUUUGUAAUAAUUAAAAAUUUAUUAUUUACAAAUCUAUAAUGCAGUUUUCAGAAAUAUUGACAAAUUUGACACAGUUAAAAAAUUUUCAACACAGUAUAGAUAAUUCACUUAAAUUUUCUAAGGAAUGAUUUAUUAGGAACUUGAAGUAUUUACUAACAAUAAAAAGAAUUAUUAUUCAUCUUGGCUCAUCAUUCCUUCUUUUAUAUAUGUAUAUAUACUAAAUAUAUAUGUAUGUUUGUAUAAACACAUUUUUAUUAUUAUCAUAAAUGUUAAUUUGUUUAA
Molecule: messenger RNA, 4739 nt
Organism: Apis cerana (Asiatic honeybee)
Lineage: Eukaryota; Metazoa; Arthropoda; Insecta; Hymenoptera; Apidae
Gene: Src42A
Product: Tyrosine-protein kinase Src42A
Biological process (GO): protein phosphorylation
Molecular function (GO): protein binding; ATP binding; protein tyrosine kinase activity
Source: RefSeq, a predicted model, not a curated record